Uranotaenia lowii is the source of this 1958-nucleotide messenger RNA. It is a transcript of the gene Mtpbeta, whose product is annotated as trifunctional enzyme subunit beta, mitochondrial. Gene Ontology annotation, biological process: fatty acid beta-oxidation. Gene Ontology annotation, molecular function: acyltransferase activity, transferring groups other than amino-acyl groups. The record is from RefSeq and is a predicted model, not a curated record. The transcript has 5 exons. Bases 194 to 1603 code for a protein of 469 amino acids. NCBI's taxonomy places the organism in Eukaryota, Metazoa, Arthropoda, Insecta, Diptera, Culicidae.
AACUAUCAUCAUUCGUGUUGUGUUCAUCGAGCAGGACGGAUUGACGUCGUGAGUGCAGCUGAUUAACUUUUUUUUACUACACUUUUCUUUUCCUGGUGCCCAUCCAUUGAGUUGCUCGCUGUAGUGCAUUUUUGAAACUGUGCCUUUUAUCAAACUCCAUUGUUUCGAAUAGAAAAUCUGCCCCAUCACAGCAAUGGCUUAUCAUCAGCUCGCUAAAUUUGGCUCCUUAUCGGGAAACAUCGCCAAGACAGCUAUGCGCAGCAUCAGCACCACGUCCGCCGUCUACGAGCCCCGCCGGCUGCCGGACAAGACGGGCAAGAAUGUCGUUCUGGUGGAUGGUGUCCGAACGCCGUUUCUGAUGUCCGGAACCGAUUACUCGAAGCUUAUGCCCCAUGAGCUGGCCCGCCAUUCACUGUUGAGCCUUUUGCGCAAAACCAAGGUCGACAAGGAGGUGAUCGACUACAUCGUUUACGGUACCGUUAUCCAGGAGGUCAAAACCUCGAACAUUGCCCGUGAAGCUGCCUUGACGGCCGGUUUCAGCAACAAAACUCCAGCUCACACCGUCACGAUGGCUUGUAUCAGCUCCAACCAGGCCAUUACCACCGGAAUCGGUCUGAUCGCCACAGGAACCUACGAUUCGAUCGUGGCUGGAGGAGUUGAGUUCAUGUCGGAUGUUCCAAUCCGCCAUAGCCGUAAAAUGCGAGCUCUGAUGCUGAAGGCCAAUAAGGCUAAAACAGCAGGCCAACGACUGCAGCUGUUGUCUAGCAUCCGGCCAGACUUUUUCGUACCUGAACUACCGGCGGUGGCAGAAUUUUCGUCCGGCGAAACAAUGGGACAUUCGGCCGAUCGACUGGCGGCUGCCUUCAACGCGUCCCGCCAGGAACAGGAUGACUAUGCUCUGCGAUCCCACACCCUAGCCAAGGAAGCUCAGGAAAAAGGCUACUUCACUGAUCUGGUUCCCUUCAAGGUUUCCGGUGUGGACAAAACUGUUGAGAAAGACAACGGCAUCCGUGUUUCGAGCAAGGAGGCUUUGGCCAAGCUAAGGCCCGCUUUUGUCAAACCCUACGGAACCGUUACGGCCGCGAAUGCUUCUUUCUUAACGGACGGUGCCUCUGCCUGCUUGAUCAUGACCGAAGCCAAGGCCAAGCAGCUGGGUCUCAAACCCAAAGCCUAUCUGCGGGACUUCAUGUACGUUUCUCAGGACCCGAUCGAUCAACUGUUGCUUGGUCCAGCUUAUGGAAUCCCGAAACUGUUGAAGAAAGCUGGCCUCACCCUGAAGGACAUCGAUGCUUGGGAGAUUCACGAAGCAUUUGCUGGACAAAUCAUCGCCAAUCUGAAGGCAUUGGAUUCCGAUUACUUCUGCAAGAACUAUCUCGGAUUGAACGAAAAAGUUGGAACGCCCGAUCUCACCAAGUGGAACAACUGGGGAGGUUCGCUCUCGAUUGGUCAUCCGUUUGCGGCCACCGGAGUUCGAUUGUGCAUGCACACCGCAAAUCGUUUGGUUCGGGAAAAUGGUCAACUCGGUUUGGUUGCUGCCUGUGCUGCCGGUGGACAGGGGGUCGCUAUGCUACUGGAACGGCACCCGGAUGCCGACGCGCAGUAAGCCAAGGAGCGGAUCCCCAGCAGCAGCAGGGACUGAUAGGAUGUUUAGGUUUAGGGUGAAAAGUUGUGUGUUGAAAAGUUUACGAUCAUAGGUAUGAAGGUUGGUUGCAUUUUUAGUGCUUCACUCUUGCUCGAGAUAAUCAUCGGGUUUCCAUCCCGGAGAAUCGAUUCGACGAGUUCCAGGAACCGUCAGUCGAACGUAAACUUUGGUUUCAUCAAAUACCUUUCUGUUUUUUUUAUUUUUAACCUUUUUUGUAUGGAUUUCUCGAUAUUCUAGCUAGGAAUAAAAUGUAACGAGUUAGGUUUAAUUUGUUAACUUCAUAUUUUGUGUACUAAAACCACCAUUAGAUACCAAA